UGCAAGCCGAAAGCCACGGGCUGCACAUACUUCGACACUCCUUAGAAUGACUUGGUAUGAAGUAUUGAGAAUCUACGUCUUCUUCCACCCAAAAGAUUGUCGUUCUCCUGAAAAUUCGGCUAUUUCUAGAUAAUGGUUGUGACUGACUUCGCAUUGGGCCGAGGAUGGCUGAUCUUCAGGUACCGUGAUAGUUCUGAAAGGUAAGAAAUAUCUACCAUUAGGUCAAGGGUCUUUUCAAAAUUCGAUAAAUUUUAUCAUAUUCGAACUCACAUCGCACAAGACCCACCCCACCAGCUUGGUGGAAAAUUAGUGGCGAAUGAUGUUUUCGUUUUUCAGAAAAAGAAAAAUGUUAGAGGCGGCUAGGGCGUCAGGACAAUCAGGCUUCAAUCUUAAACCAAGCCUUUGGUUUAAAAUCUUGGAAAUUUGAUCUCAGAGGUGACGGUGUACUGAUUCUCUUCGAAAGGCUCGGGCGCUUUAGAGGAAAGGAACUGGUUUUGAGUAGACUUGGAGUCAUGCGAAGAAGACAUUUAUCUUCUUUCGUCUGGCCAAAGCCACAACUAGUUUGCCUUUCAGCCCGUCCAUACUGCGAGGCUUUUGGAAGGAUUUUGGGAGAUUUUGAGGAACUUUCGUGUGACGGGCUUCGAUAUCAGUAAGGCAAAAUUUGGUCAAGGUCUGGAGCAAAUCGGUAGGAAAGAUAAAAUCAAUCAUUCUACUAUCGGGAUGGGGACUGGUACUCAUGGUGAGUUUAAUACAUUAUUUUGUUCGACUCCAGAGAGCUUUUUAUAUAUUCAUAAAGCUGUGGGAUUUCAAGUGGCAGCCCAGCCAGCCUUAUAUGCUAGACUCCUCAGAAUGUUAUGAUGGCUAUUGGUUUGUCCAGUAUUUGACUUUCGAUUCGAUAUCAUUGCAUGGAGAAUUGUAUCUCUAAAGUUAUCAAGAAAUCUUUGAUGUCUUUUCAGUAGAAAGUAAUUCAACAUGGAUCAUUCACUCCGCUUUGAGAACCUACCAAUUAGAAAAAGUUUUCUGAAACAGCCAUAAAUUUCUUGAAUCUCCAUCUUAUUCUUCAAAGUCUAUGAUCAACUACUUUAGUACUCUUUAGUUACCUGAUUAUUUGUCUUAUUUAUCAAGGACAUACAAUGGGCUCUCCUGACAAGGCAAUCCUCAUUGAUGAUGCUGUAGAUGUGGAGUUUGGAAUUGGCAGUGGUAAGAGUAUUCUUUUUAUUAUAAUGUUAUCAGCCUGCCACCUUCAACCGGAUCGUUUAUAAACUGAUUGUAAAAUAUUGUCUGUCAAUCAUGGAAACUUUUAGCUAACGUUAUGAUGGAAAGUCUCUUCUAGCUAUGCAUCUAAAAUGAGACCAUCUUCACCAGCUUUAUCAGAAGCAUCUUCUUGUACCCUGAGAGAAGACGGUCCAGACCCAGUAAUAGCGUCAAAUCCUGUAGUUGAAGAUUCCAUCACCCUCAAUGCGAGGUCAAAUUCUGCAUCUUUCUCUGAGUUGCCUAUCACAAUUCCCACGCCCACCAAGAAACGGCUGCGAGAGGACGUUGAGUUAUCUUGGUCAACUCGGGAGAUCUUUAACACAGCCAAGCGCCACAUCGGAGCUCCGGUCGCAGCUUUUCAUAAUACCUAUACUAAUUCUAGACCUCUUCAAAUCCGGACUGUUCCGCAAGCUGCCUCCCUCAACCAGAAAAUUCCGUUACACAGCUUGCGUACCCACCAAUUAAAACCUCGGUUCGAUUCUCCUCCUCUUCCAGUUCAGCCCAAUGCCCGCCCUAAUACAAUCCGCCAUGUUCCUCUCCCUAUGACACUAAAGCGAGUCAUCAACCUCGACGAAGAAGACUUUCCUACAAAAUUUCAAGUACCUCCUGGGAGCAAAGUCAUCGAUCUAGAAGACUAUGAGAUAGAAGCUGAGCUGGAGAAAGAGAUUUUUGGAAUUGAACCACAAAUCCUAGCCCAAGCUAACUUUCAACGUGCUUCUCUUGCUGAACGUAACCCUAAGAUCGUACUUCCAAAUGUCGAGGAUGAGUCCUUACCGUGGAAAUCCAGUCUUCUCAGACCAGGGAAAACAGUCGAGCUCAGCAAUGGAACGUUUCUGAAAAUCAAAUCAAUUGUCAGGAAUGUUACAAAUGAUGAAGUUUCCAUUAGAGGAUGGAAGCUCGUGCGUACUCGUGACUCUAUUUUCGGUGGAAUUGCAGGAAAGAAGAGGAACGAAUUGGCAUUUAUCCAUGAAAUAGAUGGGAAUGAUAGACGUGAUGCUUUGGAACAGUCUGCGCACACAAUCCGAGUUGACGAGGUUGUAAAGAUACGACGUCUAAUUUGUACUAAUAAAUCGUUCCCUGAAUGUAGAUACAACAAAGAGGACAUUCCCUCAGAAAUUCGAAACAAGGGGGAGAAAGAAAUACUGCAAUAUGUGGAGGAUGAGAUGUUAUUGGUGGCUAGGAGAGCUUUUGUGGCCAGGUAUACAGACGCGGAGGAAAGACUGCGGAAAGGUCCACUCGUGGAUCGACCUAGACACUCAGCGAUUUUGAGAUCCCUAAAAAAGGAAGAGUGUACGGAGGGAGAGUUUAUUGAUCCGGACAUUAAGAAGAAGCAGUGGAGAAGCGAAACUGUUCUAGGUGGCUCGGGAAAUCUCAACAAUGUGGAUAAUCCAUCCAGCUCUAGCUCUAAAUACACGUACGGCGAUGGAUGUAGGUUCACCUUUUCUCUUAUACAUGUAAUCAUCUAACAGCCACUUUAGAUUGUGGAGCAGGAGGUAUGACAGUGGGUGCUGCAGCUGCCGGUCUUAAAGUUAAAUGGGGCUUUGAUUUCAACCCUCACGCAGGCCUUACAUGGGAGAACAACUUCCCUCUCGCCAAAUUUCAUCUUCUCCCAGUCAAUGAAUUCGCAGCUCUCCCAGAUCCUCGCAACGAUCUCUGGGUCGACAUCCUCCACCUAUCUCCUCCCUGUCAAGUUUUUUCGCCUGCCCAUACGGUUCCAGGGCGCAAUGAUGAAAUGAAUUAUGCGAGUCUUUUUGGCGUCAGAUGUGCGAUUGAAAAGGCUCGACCAAGAAUUGUCACUUUGGAACAGACUUUCGGGAUCUUACAUCCACAAAAUAAAGACGCUUUUAAUGGGUUAAUUACCUGUUUUACCGAUUUGGAAUUUGAUGUUUCGUGGCAAGUGGUGAAGUUUCAGGGAUAUGGGUUGCCAAGUAGGAGAACUAGAUUAAUCAUCCUUGCGUCUUGGUAUGUCGUUUUCCUAUCCCUUCAUUCACUCCCUUCUUCCCUAACCCUCUUCCAUAUCAUAACCUAACACCCAACAGUCCAGGAGAAGCCCUCCCUCACAUGCCCAAAUACACCUACCAUCCCCCACACCUCCGCAGCGCCACCAAAAAACCCUACAAAACCCCCAACCAAGUACUCUCCACCAUUCUCCCCAACGUCCCCAACCACGAACCACACAGUCCGCAACUAAACCGUGCAAACUACGUACCCUGGGACGGUUCCCUCAUCUGCGGUUGCAUACUAACUAGCGGCGGUAUCGGACUCGGCUUACCAGAUGGUAGUCGCGGAAUGACCAAUAGAGAAUUAGCUGCUCUGCAGGGGUUUCCUUCAAAACAUGUUUUUUAUGGACAGGAAAUUAGGAAACAGGUGGGGAAUGCGGUACCGCCUGUUUUUGGGAGGAUUUUGUUGGGAAGUGUGAGGAGACAGCUUGAGAGAAGGGAUGGGUGGGUUAGAGGGGAGGGAAUUGUGAUUAGUGAUGAUGGGGAGUGAGAGAUUGGGAUUUUGGAGAUUGGGAAAUUGGAAGAUCGUGAGUGUGAUCUUUUGCGACAUGAGUAUAUGGGUAUGUUAUUUUUUGUCUGUCUGCAUAGAUAGAUAGAAUGAGUAGAGCUUCGAAUAUA
Molecule: messenger RNA, 3872 nt
Organism: Sclerotinia trifoliorum
Lineage: Eukaryota; Fungi; Ascomycota; Leotiomycetes; Helotiales; Sclerotiniaceae
Source: the annotation of a GenBank genome assembly